Asparagus officinalis (garden asparagus) is the source of this 1551-nucleotide messenger RNA. Its product is annotated as extensin-2-like. Lineage: Eukaryota; Viridiplantae; Streptophyta; Magnoliopsida; Asparagales; Asparagaceae. The record is from RefSeq and is a predicted model, not a curated record. Bases 1 to 984 code for a protein of 327 amino acids. The transcript has a single exon.
AUGGCGGAUCAACAGAAGGUGCAGACAAUGUUGAAACUAAUCCUUGCAUUGGUUGUUUGCUUGAUUGCAGUGGCUGCAAAAGAUGAAGACAAGCCUAAUGUCUACUCUUACCCUCCACCUCCAGCAAUUGACUACUAUAAGUCACCGCCGCCCCCUUCGCCGUCACCUCCACCGCCAUAUUACUACUACAUGUCACCUCCGGAUUAUUAUUAUAAGUCUCCGCCUCCCUACCAAUACAAAUCACCUCCUUAUUCCAAAGCACCAGCACCAGAAUAUUACAAGUCUCCGGCUCCCUACUAUUACAAAUCACCUCCUUAUCACAACGCACCACCACCGGAAUAUUAUUACAAGUCUCCUCCUCCCUACCAAUACAAAUCACCUCCUUAUUCCAAAACACCACCACCUGAAUAUUAUUAUAAGUCUCCGGCUCCCUACUAUUACAAAUCACCUCCUUAUCACAACGCACCACCACCGGAAUAUUAUUACAAGUCUCCGCCUCCCUACCAAUACAAAUCACCUCCUUAUUCCAAAACACCACCACCUGAAUAUUAUUAUAAGUCUCCGGCUCCCUACUAUUACAAAUCCCCUCCUUACUAUUAUACUUCACCUCCACCUCCCUACCCGUCAUAUACCCCUCCUUAUUAUUACAAGUCACCACCUCCCCCUUCUCCAUCGCCUCCUCCUCCUUACUACUAUAAGUCACCACCCCCUCCUUCUCCCUAUCCUCCUCCAGCAUACUAUUACAAGUCACCUCCUCCACCUUCGCCUUCACCCCCUCCUCCAUACUAUUACAAAUCGCCGCCUCCUCCUUCUCCUUCUCCCCCUCCACCAUACUAUUACAAGUCACCACCCCCUCCUUCGCCUCCUCCUCCGCCUCCAACCUACUACUACAAAUCCCCACCACCUCCUUCCCCCUCACCUCCUCCACCAUACUAUUACAAGUCACCACCUCCCGCAUCUCCUUCUCCUCCAUACUAUAAGUAAUCACCACCUCCUUCACCUUUACUUCAUCCAUAUAUACUACCAUAUGUCUCAGCCUCCCCCAUCUUCCUUGUCUCCUUCUCCUUCUUCACCACUAUACGUUUCCAUCUUCCGCAUCUCCUUCUUCUUACUGUAUGUUGACAAGUCACCUCUUUGCUUCUCCACCUCCUCCUUAAUUACUACUAUACAUCUCCAUCUCCAUCAUCUACGUCGCCUUUGUCACUGUGCUACUAUAUACCUGGCCUCCACUUCUAUCUCCAUCACCAUUCUUUACUACUAUACAUCUCCAUCUCCGCCAUUCCCAUCUUCUCCACUAUAUUCCAAUAAAUGUCCAUCUUUACCACCUAUGACUGGUUUGAUGAAGUUGUGUUUGCUGAAUAAGAGGAAAUAAGAAUUUGUUUAAGUGCUUGACAGCUCAAAGAUAUACAUUGAUCAUAUGCGAACAUGAUAUGUUACAGCACUUUUUCUUUGAUGUAUCUCGCUUAGUUACUGUUUCGUUGAAUAUUAAAGCCUUUAUGUGUGUAAUUUUUGUUUGUUUGUUUGAAUAAAAUUAAGUAUGUUUCUGUUGGA